Xiphophorus hellerii (green swordtail) is the source of this 5789-nucleotide messenger RNA. RefSeq lists its product as uncharacterized. Lineage: Eukaryota; Metazoa; Chordata; Actinopteri; Cyprinodontiformes; Poeciliidae. Gene Ontology annotation, biological process: DNA integration; proteolysis. Bases 1797 to 5699 code for a protein of 1300 amino acids. Gene Ontology annotation, molecular function: aspartic-type endopeptidase activity; RNA-DNA hybrid ribonuclease activity; nucleic acid binding. The transcript is spliced from 2 exons. The record is from RefSeq and is a predicted model, not a curated record.
ACUGGGAUCUUAUGAGAGCGCGUCCUUCGCGUUCUAGCUCUCCGCCGGUGAGGGAGCCGCAUGAUUUGACGACUUCCCUUAACAAUUCCCAAUCUGUUCCUGAUAGUCUGCCUAUGGCAGAUCGGGUUCAGCGUGAAAAAACAGUUUAUUUUUCCCUGCCUCCUUCUGCGAUUUACCCAAGUAUGGCUCAAGUUACACAUCGCCCAGGCAGCCGCGUGCCUACUUUUGCUCCUCCCCGACACGAGGAGGAGCAGAGGGAGGUACAACUGAGCGUGGAUAUGAACUUGGUGGGCCGUCUUGUAGAGGACGCACCGCCUGCUCGGGGCGGCUCAUUUUCUUCUCCUCCACGUGUGAGGGGCGCUGCGAGGUUUCCCUCCACUCCGGGGUUUUAUCGGGAGGGGUUUCACCAAACUGAUAUGCAGAGUAGGGAGAAUAGUCCCUCCCCUAGUGAGGUUGGAACACCACGGGGUGUGAUUGCCCCCUCUGGUGGAGAUUCUUUUCGCAGGCGUCUUUCGCACGUGGAGGGGAAAUUGCGGCGUGUUGUGGAUAAUUUCCCCACUCACCUUAAAGAUUUAGCAAGUGAAUCAGAGAAUCAGUCAAUUCAGUCUCAGGAGUCUUUUCAUCAUAAUAUGCCUUUAUUAGUAUCGCAACAAGGACAGAGAUACAAGCCGUUCUCUUUUGGGGAUAUACAGACCCUGAUUGACAAAUUACCCUCUUUAGCAGAUGGGGCUACUCCUUGGCUACAUGCCUUGGAUACAUUAACAGGGGGGAUGAUGUUAGCAUUGGGGGAUUUUAGAGCUAUUUUAAGUCGUUCAACAACGACAACGAAUUACCAUAAUGUUGAACUGUCUGCUGGAACUCUGCAUAUACCUGAUCACACGCCCCUUUCAGCUGUUCUGACUCUUGUGGGUGCAGCAUUGCGGGACACGUUUCCUCCUGUGUCUCUUUCAAUUAUUCCUAAAUUUUUUUGGGAUUCCAAAGAACACCCAAAGGUAUUUUUAGACAAAGCCUUAGACAUCUGGAGACGACAAACUGGAGUUCAUCCAACUCAGCCCACACUAAUGAGGGAACAUUUCCGCCAAGCUGUUUUGGAGGGUGUCCCUCCUUCUGUCGCCGCUCAAAUGAGAAAAAACCCGGAGUUGAAAUCUUGUGACCAUGCAAAAUGGGAGUUGCAUUUGUUGCAUAAUUUGCAGAUUUCUCAGGAUGAGGAGAGAGAGGCGGAGAAGGAGCAGGAAGAUUUUAAGAAACAAUUACUGAAACUUCAAUUAAGCGAAGCUAGACAGAAACUGCAGCUUGCCAAACAGGAACAGAAGGAGGCUAAAGCUAUGUUAACAACAGCUGCUCCAUCAAUUCCUGUUCCGGGUCAGGUCCCUGUUCCAGUAGCACAACCUGGUCCGCAAAUCUAUGUCGCCCCGCGCUGGCAGUCUGGUUUUCGGGGGUGGCGUGGGGGAAGAGGGAGAGCCCCCGCAUGGUCGGGUGUGCGAGGAAGGGGUCCACGAGGCGGGAGACGUAAUGACAGGUGUUUUUAUUGUGGAGAGGAGGGUCACUGGGUUCAGCAGUGUCCUCAUUAUACACCGGUUGUUGCACAAGAUGGAGCGUUGCCGAGUCUGCCACAACAGCCUCCAAAUGCUGCAUUACUUCCGCGACAUCCUGGACAGUACUUUCAGGCUGGAGAAUAUUGACACACCCCAGAGAGGAACCUGAAUCAGGGAGCUUUGGCAGAUCCCCUGAUUGAUGUGACAGUUGAUGGACAAACAUUGCCAUUUUUGGUGGAUACGGGAGCAACAUAUUCCACCAUGAAUAUUGUCAUGCCAUCACAAAAACUUUCUAGUCGGACUAUAUCCGUGGUUGGUUUUUCCGGGGUGAAACAAACUCUGCCUAUUUCCACACCUCUGCACACUGUUGUGGGCAGACAACGAGUGUCACAUCCUUUUGUGUGUUCCCCCUCAUCUCCCGUGAAUUUAUUAGGGAGAGAUUUGUUGAUUGCUCUGGGGGCCACUAUUUUGUGCGGACCUGAUGGACUACUUGUCACUUUUCCUGAUGGAUCUUCCCAUGCCUGCACUGAAGUAUAUACGCAUGGACAAUUUUUGCUCCAACAAUCCGAGGAGCACCUGGCUGAUAUAUACUGGGGUCUUUUACAGCCAGAAUCGACGGACCAUGCUGGGAUUCUGUCCUGUUUUCUGCUUUGGAAACCCUGGAUCCAAGCGCUGGCACCGUAUGGGUCUGCUCCUGAUUUUCCUCAUGUCACUUUGUUUUAUGACCGAGACCAGACUGAAUGGUACCAGGAGCAGUUUGAGGCGAAUUUAGCCAGUAAUGAUUGGACUGUGUUUUCACAGGACAUUUAUGUGGCACCGGAGGGUGUUGCUGCUGCAGUUAAUCUGACUCAGGAUCAGUUGUUUUGGUAUAAGAUGCAUGAUGAAGCAGUUCCACAUAUUUCUUUGGCUCUCCAUCCUGGUCAUCAGGCCAUGGAGUUAGGGGGCGUCGUAAAACGCUCCCUUGCAGCUUCAGACUGGCAGAAUACCGUUGCUCCUGACCUCUUUUUCUCUCCUUCUACAAACACAUACAAAAUAAAGUGUUCGGCUGUGGACUCUGUGGUUUUGGAACAUGUUCAACUUCCUAGACACCAUGGUAGGGAGCUGACUGAUCAUCCAACUGCGGCUGCGAUGUUGGCUUCCCUCCCGGAGUGUUUAUGGGCUACGGGUCCCACUGAUGUGGGGCUUGUUGAUGUCACACCUGUCACGUUUGAUUUACAACCGGGCCCUCCGAUUUGGAGGUCACAAUAUCCUCAUAAGCGGGCGGCAGAGGAGGGAAUUGCAGAAACUAUUGGGGGUCUUCUGGAAGCGGGUGUGUUAGAAUCUUCCACCUCUUCCUGGAACACUCCUAUUUUGCCAGUGGAAAAAAAGGGGACAGGUAAAUACCGAAUGGCACAUGACCUUAGGGCGAUUAAUUCUGUUUUGUUGACCCCUACGGUGCCAGUACCUAAUCCGCAUGUUGCGUUGACUAACCUAGACCCGUCUCAGACUUGGUUCUCUUGUGUGGACCUUGCUAAUGCUUUCUUUUGUCUCCCAUUGGAUGAGGAAUGUAGGGAUGUGUUUUCUUUUACCUACAGGGGUCAGCAGCUGAGAUAUACACGUCUGCCUCAGGGUUUUGCUCUUUCACCAGGGCUCUUUAAUCAGGUUCUGAAACAGCAGUUAGCGGACUGUUUCUUACCAGAAGGCGUGACCCUGAUUCAGUAUGUUGAUGACCUCAUGCUGGCAGCACAGACGUUGGAGUCUUGUAUUGAGGGCACGCGAAGUUUGUUGUCACAUCUAGCAGACAGGGGUUUUAAAGUGAGCAGAUCUAAGCUGCAAAUUGCUAGGAAGCAAGUUUCUUUUUUGGGGCGGAUUAUCACUGGGACAGGCACUCAGAUGUCUGCCAGCCAUAAAUCUGCGAUUCUCAAUCACCCCAAACCAUGUACGGUGAAGGACAUGUUGUCUUUUCUUGGACUGACUGGAUAUAGUAGGAACUAUGUUCCUAACUAUACAGAAUUGACAGACCCCUUACGGGCGUUAGUCAGAGAGCAUGGGAUUCGUCAGCUCACCCAUGCUCUGACUUGGACUAUGGAGGCAGAAGAAGCUUUUAUCUCUCUGAAACAACAGUUGGCUGCGGCGGCGCAGCUGGCUAUUCCGGACUAUUCUUUACCAUUCUAUUUGGAUGUUUCUGUAACAGAACUGACAGUGAAUGCCGUUCUGUUUCAGAAAACAGGGGGUGAGAGGAAAAUUCUCCAGUAUGUUAGCGCAAUGCUAGAUCCUAUGGAGAUAAGACAUCCAGCGUGUACAAGACAUGCUGCAGGUGUAGGAAAAAUGAUUCAAAAAAUUGCACACAUUGUGAUGGGUCAUCCACUGCAGGUGAUGACAUCACACAGUGUGGUAGCAUAUGUGAAUUCACAACAUUUCACAUUGACAACAUUGAGACAACAAAAAUUGAGCAAAAUUCUGGAAUCACCUAAUAUAACUUUUGUACACAACGGAGUGAAUAUGGCUGACAGGAUGCAGGAAGGAGAGCCGCAUAAUUGUGAGGAGUUAGUACAAAAAGAAGAAAAAAUAAGACCUGACCUACAAGCUUCUCCUUUGGCUGGUGAAGGUGUGAGAAAUUUUUAUACAGAUGGUUGCUGUUUUCGACAUGAUACAGAUGGACUGAGAGCAGCAUUCGCUGUGGUGGAAGACUUGGGCAGCGAGUUUCACGUUUUGAGGGCAGAAAGACUGCAGGGUGCGCAAUCGGCACAGAGAGCAGAACUCAAAGCAAUGAUUGAAGCUCUGAAAUUAGCUGAGGGAAUGAGGGUAAAUCUAUAUAGUGAUUCAGCCUAUGUAGCAAGUGCCGUUCAUGUGGAACUUCCUCAGUGGCUCAGAGCAGGAUUUAUAACUGCAGCACGAAAGCCCAUAAAACAUGAAACUGAAAUGAAAGAAUUGGCGGAGGCAUUGCUGUUGCCUCAGUCUGUUGCGGUGAUUAAAUGCAAGGGACAUGAUCAGAGUAAGACCAGAGUGGCAGCAGGAAAUGCGGCCGCGGAUGAGGCAGCCAAAGAAGCAGCUGGAUACCUGCCAUCUCUCUUCAUGGUGAGUACUGAAAUGGAACAGAUGGAACAGAAUAACCUGGAGAAAAUUAUUUUUCACCAGAAAGGCGUGUCACCUGAGGAACGUUCUGUCUGGAAAGCGAGGGGUGCCAUCUGCAAUGAGGGACUCUGGCGCGGACCGAAUGGUAAAGUAAUUCUCCCUCCAAAUAUGAGAUUCCAGGUUUUCCAGGAAGCUCAUGGACUCGGACAUGUAGGUAUUGCACAGAUGUUAAAAAACCUGGAGCACUGGUGGCAUCCAUUUUUGAGGGACAUGGUCAAGAACCAUGUGAAAACAUGUGAAAUUUGUGGACAACACAAUGCAAAACCAACUGUCAGACCACCAGUGGGACAUUUUCCUUGGACUACACAACCGGGUAAGGAGAUUAUUAUUGAUUUUACAGACAUGAUAACACCCGUUAGAGGAUACAGGUAUGUAUUAAUGUGUGUGGAUGCAUAUUCGAGCUGGCCAGAGGCGUGGCCAGCUAAAAAAGAGGACAGCAAAACUGUCAUAAAGUGUCUGAUCAAUUAUUACAUUCCAACCCAUGGUUUUCCAGAGAAGGUGAGAUCAGACAACGGCACUCAUUUCAGGAACCAAGAUUUGCAGAAGGUGGAGCAGCUGCUCGGACUGAAACAUUCAUUCGGAUUCUCUCCAUAUGAGCUUCAGACGGGACGGAUGUUUCCAGGACCUGCAACUCGCAUUCCAGGAUGGAAAGGUGAACUUGCACACUUAUCUCAUAAAGAUUUCUUUAAUGAGUUACAGAUCCUGGCAGGGGAAUUUGUGAAAUAUCAGACGACACAGGAACGUCCCGGCUCACCACCCGUUCCGGGAAUCGACUGGGUGCGCCUGAAAGUCAUCAAAAGAAAGUGGUCGGAACCUCGUUUCACCGGACCAUACCGAGUCGUGGAGAGAACAUCUCAUGCUGUCCGUCUGCAAGGGAAAGGAGACACCUGGUUUCAUUGGAGUCAGUGCACAGCAGCCGAGGAGCCACAGCGUGCGCUCCGAGACGUACAAGAAGAUCUUCAGCUUCAAUCUUCGGACGAGGAGCAACGCCAGGCGCUUCCAGGAGGGAGUGUAGCAGGAAUUCCUGCCACAACCACUUCAAGUACCUGAAAUUCAAAGUUUAAAAGGCUCGGACAGGCAUAAUAAUCCUGUUCCGAUGUCCUUCUAUUGAGGAAAAAGGAGAUUUUAUAUUCUCCUUAA